AUGCUGUGGAUUUGGGUCUUUCCCCUCUCUGCUGGGCUUGUGGCCUUUACCAGCUUCGUGUUUCCUCGACGGAAAGGGCCUCUUCCCCCUGGCCCAUUGCGCUGGCCGCUUAUUGGAAACGGUCUGAACUUGUGGUACAAACAUCCAUGGAAGGUCUAUGCUCGUUGGGCACAGGAAUACCGUUCCGAUAUUCUGUCUCUCCAGAUUCCCGGUGCGACCAUCAUCAUCCUCAAUACAGAACACGCCGUCCAAGAUCUGUUCGUGAAGCGCGGUCUUAUCUACUCCGAUAGGCCAUACACAGCCUUUUUCGAGAAACUGGGAAUUUCACGAAUCUUCGUCUUCCAGGACUAUGGCGAAAGGUGGAAAAAUAACCGCAAAACGUUCAAACAAUACUUAGGUACUGAAAUGGAGUCUGUGAUUCGAUCUAAUGAGCUUUCGUCGUCUCGUCGGCUUCUCGUUUCCCUCUUGGAGAGUAACGACCACCAAAUGGAAUUUCGCCAGGCAGUCAACGAUUUCUUUCUAUCUGCGACGUAUGGUGUUCCCCCUAGUCAGCAGGGUGAGCAUGUCGCUCUCACGCAAGAAAGUGCUGUCCUCCUCAAACGCCUUAUGAUUCAAGGCCUCGUCUUCGAUUUUUUGCCAUUCCUCACGUCUCUUCUAGCAUGGUUUACCACUGCUGGAGUCACUCGCGGAGUGGGGGUAGUUGGUGAUCUGGUUGAUAAGAUGAUGCGGGCCCCAUUCGAAUCUGCAAAAGCCGACUCGAUCCAAGGAACGCACAGAGUUUCGGUAGCUGGGCGUUUCUUCAGGCUCGACGAAGAAUCAUCCAACGUCUCUAAUGACGAAGAAAUCAGUAUAAUCGACGUCCUCGGGACCUCCUACGCCGCGGGGACCGACACGGUUGUCGCUCUCAUAAACUCAUUCGCGCUCGCCAUGGUCCUGUACCCAGACGUCCAACGAAAGGCUUAUGAAAUUCUCGACUUCACGCUCUGCGGACGACUCCCAGAGCUUAAAGACUGUGGCACCAUUCCGUACAUCGACGCCCUCAUCCACGAGGUUGUGCGCUGGAACCCCGUAGCACCACUCGGGGUGCCACAUAUCCUGAGCCAAGAUGACGUGUACGAAGGGUACGUUCUUCCGAAAGGUUCCAUCUGUAUCGCCAACACGUGGAAUAUUCUACAUGAUGAAGAACGCUAUGGCCCCAACGUGGAUGAAUUCAUUCCGGAGAGGUUCCUAAACGCCGACGGAACUCUGGACGAGACUCGCGCAAAGACAGAUGCGGCUUUUGGGUUUGGUCGUCGAAUUUGUCCCGGUGAAAAUAUUGCACGAGAAUUCGCGUGGAUCUUAUUCGCUUCCGUGCUCAGCGCGUAUGAGUUGGUUGACGCGAGAGAUAAGGAUGGAAAACUGCUCGACCGCUCUACGAUAGAGUAUACGACCGAGAUCGUCAGCUCCGCGCCUCAUUUCAAGUGUCGGUUCUCUCUUCGCCCUGGCAUUACGGAAGCCAUGAUACGUGAGGCGGUUAGGCCUGUGGAUUGA
Cyclocybe aegerita is the source of this 1530-nucleotide messenger RNA. The record is from the annotation of a GenBank genome assembly. Lineage: Eukaryota; Fungi; Basidiomycota; Agaricomycetes; Agaricales; Hemipholiotaceae.